Pygoscelis adeliae (Adelie penguin) is the source of this 1930-nucleotide messenger RNA. Its product is annotated as coiled-coil domain-containing protein 173-like. The transcript is spliced from 8 exons. The annotation marks the transcript as partial. Lineage: Eukaryota; Metazoa; Chordata; Aves; Sphenisciformes; Spheniscidae. The record is from RefSeq and is a predicted model, not a curated record.
UUUCUUCCAAAUGAAGUAGAUCUUCAUGAGGUAAUAGUAUUGCCAAAAGCAGAAUGGGAAAGGAUUCAGGACAAUCUUGGCAGCAAAACUAGAGAAGCAGCACGCAUCCUCACUGAGAAGAAAGAACGGGAAGAAAUGCACUUACGCUCCAAAGCAGCUGUAAAAAACUGGCCCAAUACCAUCAUGGGCCUGGCACAACGGAAACUUAAAGCCAAACAAUUACGUGAAGAAAGGGAAGAGGAAGAAAGAAAGCUACUUGAUUUGGAAGAAGAGCAGUUCCAAGCAGCAAAACGGAAGGAGGCUAUUGAUCAUGCAAAAACCUACCUGUACUAUCAGAAUGAAAGAGUGAAAGGGUUGCAUAGUGCACUUCUACUUGCUGAGGUCCUAAAAGAAAGAGAUGCUCAAGUUGAAUUUAAAAAGUUAAAGGCAGAUGUUAACAAAAAGAAGGAUGAAGAAAAGGAACAUGAAUGUAAAGAAGCUAUUCUCAGAGAGCAAGAAAAGGCACAUCAGCGUUAUAUGAAUCAACAGGCACUACGCAGAGAUCAGCUGGAACAAAUAAAGGAGCACAAGCAUCAGGCAGAUCUGGCCAAGCUAGAAGACAAAAGAGAAGGGGAACAAAUACAGAGAUUGAACCGAUUGUACCAAUUGGAAAUUCAGAGAGGAAAAGAAAAGGAACAGGAGGAAAAAGUUGAACGCCAGAGGGUGUAUCACGAGCAUGUAACUGACCAGAAAAUGAUCAAAGCAGUAGAGGAACAAAAACAAAUGGAAGAAGAUGAUCGGAUUAAAGCUCAUUUUAAAGCAAAGGAAACUAUUGCCAAGCUGAUAAAAGAGAAAGAAGCUGAGAUGCGUAGACUAACACGGGAACAUCAGGACAAAAUUGUUAGCCAAUUAGCUGUACAAAUGAAUGAGGCAUUAAAGAGGGAAGAUGAUCGUCUUGCUAGAGACAUUGCAAAAAAAGAAGCUGAACAAGAAAAAAAAUGGAAAGAGAAAGAAGCAAAAGAAAAGGCAGCCAUUGAAUCUAUUGCUGAACAUAGAGCGACUGUGAUGCAGAUGAAAGAGAAAAAGGAGAGAGAGGAAAAAGCAGAGGGUAAAAAAGAACUUCAUGCGUUAAUGGAAGAGAACCGCAUCUACCUAGAAAUGGAAAAAGCCAAGAAACAAAGACAACGUGACGCAAACAUGGAAGUACAGAAAAUUCAGAUCCAGCAAAUGGCUGAAAAGCAGGCAAAAAAACAGCAGGAAAAGCAAGCAGAUUUGGACUACGAUGCUCAGAGAGAGGUUAUUGCACUUUGUAAGGAGCGUGAAUUUCAGAGCUAUGCAAAGCAAGUAAUUGAAUCGGAGUCCAAGACUACACAUCAUCUUUAUCCUCUUCUCAAAGCAUCCAAAGAUGGAAGAGGACUUGGACACGGGCCAUUUUCCAAAGAGAAGGAAUAAAUACUAGUAUUCAAGCACAGGAUGGUGCUGGGACCCAGUUACCUUGUUGUAGCUGUACUACUGCUCAAGAAGUUAAAAACAUGAAGUAAUAUUGAGACUAUCCAGCAAGGAAAGGCCGAAGCAGUUUUCAUGUGGUGAAAAAAAUAUCUUUUUGAACCUUAUGGGCAGAGUUAAACUGUAAAUGAUCUACAUCAAAUAUAUGCUAUGAAUCUGGAAGUCCACUUGAAAAAAAAAAAUUUCCAGAGAACUGGUUAUAUUCUCAAAAAUCCCCAGCUUGUAUUUCAUGAAAGUUAGUUUAUUAAACUUCAGACAGAAAUACAUGAUAUAUAAUUGACCAUCAAUGUAACCCAUUCCAGCCAAAAGCUCACUAUUACUGUUAUAUUUUUACUAUUCAUUAUUCUAAAAAUUCACUGUCCCCGGUUUUUCAGGCCUAGGAUACAAGUUCCCAGUGCAAAAGGUCACAUUUUUCACUAGCCCACUUCCAGUUAAGUAUUCUCCA